AUGGUGAUACAAGGCCUUCUUCUUCUCUUCAUAGCGGCCAUUGCGCCUGUCCAUGCCGAGAGCGGCAUUGAUGCGUGGUUGCGAUACGCUCGGUUGCCAACCUCUUCAACUAAAGGACAUCUCAAUUCUUUUCCGAACCGCAUCGUCGUCCUCAAUGCCUCGAAAAACGGACCAUUGGCAAGUGCUUCAUCAGAACUACACAAGGGUAUUAAAGGCAUCCUAGGACUUGAUCUGGACGUGAGCUCCGGUGGAAAGAGUUGCUCUGCUCAGAAGACUAUUGUCAUUUCCACUCUAGAGACAUACAAAUCGUCUUGUGGCAAACUCUCGCCGAAAGCGAAUCUGAAGGAAGAUGGAUACUGGCUAAACACCAAAGGCAACUCAGUACAAAUCAUCGGCCAGAAUGAACGCGGUGCGCUUUACGGUGCUUUUAAAUAUCUUUCCCUACUCGGCCAGGGUGACUUUUCCGAUGUGGAAUAUGCUUCAAACCCAAGUGCGCCAGUUCGAUGGGCCAACCAGUGGGAUAAUCUGAACGCAGCAACUGCAUCACAUGGUAGCAUCGAGAGAGGCUACGGUGGAGCUUCCAUCUUCUUCGAUAGUGGCCUGAUCAAAGAGGAUCUUUCGCGAGUUCCCCUGUAUGGUCGCCUGUUGGCCUCUGUUGGCAUUAACGGAAUCGUCAUCAACAACGUCAAUGCGGACGCCAACCUUCUCAACGAGACCAAUCUCCAAGGCGUCAAGAGAAUUGCAGACUUGUUCCGGCCGUGGGGAGUCAAUGUCGGCAUCUCGCUCAACUUUGCCUCACCACAAGUUCUGGGGGAUUUGACGACGUUUGAUCCUCUAGACAGCACAGUCGUCAAAUGGUGGACCGACAAAACCGACAGAAUUUACCAGCUUGUGCCCGAUUUUGCGGGAUACCUUGUCAAAGCAAACUCAGAAGGUCAGCCCGGGCCUCUGACUUAUAAUCGCGCCUUGUCGGAGGGCGCCAAUCUCUUUGCCAAGGCGAUUCAGCCUCACGGUGGCAUCGUUGUCUUCCGUGCAUUUGUCUAUGAUCAGUUGAAUGAAACCGAUUGGAAGGCCGAUCGAGCCAAUGCUGCUGUUCAGUACUUCAAGGACCUGGACGGACAGUUUGACAGUAAUGUCCUGAUCCAGAUCAAGUUCGGCCCUAUUGAUUUCCAAGUUCGAGAGCCCGCUUCUCCUCUCUUUGCCAAUAUGCCCAAGACCCCUGUGUCAAUUGAGCUGGAGGUCACCCAGGAAUAUCUUGGUCAACAGUGUCACCUAGUCUAUCUACCGCCGUUGUGGCAGACUAUCUUGGGAUUUGAUAUGCGAUACAAUCGCCGGCAGUCUUAUGUUCGCGACAUUGUUUCGGGAGAGGUAUUUAAUCACAAACUUGGUGGUUAUGCUGGAGUUAUCAACGUCGGGAUGGACGACACCUGGAUUGGUAGUCACUUGGCCAUGUCCAACAUGUUCGCUUUUGGUCGACUUGCCUGGAACCCUCAAGCGAAUUCUCAGGACAUUGUCGAGGAAUGGACUCGCCUGACUUUUGGCCUGAGUCGAGAUGUGGUCUCGGCUAUUGUUGACAUGUCUAUGAAGUCUUGGCCGGCGUAUGAGGGCUACAGCGGCAACCUUGGCAUUCAAACCCUUACCGAUAUUCUGUACACUCAUUAUGGUGCUAAUCCCGCCUCUCAGGAUAACAAUGGCUGGGGACAGUGGACGCGUGCUGAUAGCAAGACUAUCGGAAUGGACCGUACAGUUUCGAAUGGCACAGGAAAUGCAGGACAAUAUCCCAAAGAUGUUGCCAACAUGUUUGAACAUACCCAAACCACACCGGACGAUCUCUUGUUAUGGUUCCACCACGUGCCAUACACCUUCAAGCUGCACUCUGGCAAGACUGUUAUUCAGCAUUUCUACGAUGCUCAUUAUUCUGGUGCUGCGACGGUACAGAAGUUCCCGGCAACGUGGAAGUCACUCAAGGGUCAAGUAGACGCCGAGCGAUAUGCCGACGUCUUGUACAGGUUGCAGUAUCAAGCAGGCCACUCACUCGUCUGGCGCGAUGGUGUUAGUGAGUUCUAUCGUAACCUAUCGAGCAUCCCGGACAAACUCAACCGCGUUCGAAACCACCCACACCGUAUUGAAGCCGAGGAUAUGGAUCUUUUGGGGUUUACGAAGGUCAACGUUUCUCCCACUGAAUGCGCGUCCAAGUACAAAGCGAUUGCUACAAAUGGAACUGGCACGGCCACUACGAGAUUGAACGUCCCAAGCGGCAAAUAUACGGUGGCUAUCAACUAUUAUGACGUGAUGGGAGGAAGUGCUAGUUACAAUGUGCUACUCAAUGGCAAAUCUCUAGGGACCUGGAAGGGCGACUCAGAGAAUUACCUCGGCCAUGAUUUCAGCACGCUCCUUGACUGCCACUCGGCAAUUCGUAUCACCUUUGAGAAUGUCAAGAUCUCGAGGGGGGACAAGCUGACCAUCAAGGGAACCGGAGAUGCACAGGAGCAGGCGGCGAUAGACUAUGUCGCCAUUCUGCCUCAGGGGGUGGUGGACUAG
This is a messenger RNA of Trichoderma aggressivum f. europaeum, 2541 nucleotides long. RefSeq names its product CAZyme family GH67. The transcript has a single exon. The record is from RefSeq and is a predicted model, not a curated record. Gene Ontology annotation, biological process: xylan catabolic process. NCBI's taxonomy places the organism in Eukaryota, Fungi, Ascomycota, Sordariomycetes, Hypocreales, Hypocreaceae. Gene Ontology annotation, molecular function: alpha-glucuronidase activity. Bases 1 to 2541 code for a protein of 846 amino acids. Gene Ontology annotation, cellular component: extracellular region.